CCCGCAGCCCGGCCCGCGCCCCGCGCCCCCGCCGGGGGCAGCAAUGGCAGAGGCGGCUCCGGGCCGAGCGAGAGCCGGGACGAGGAGGGGCUGAGCCGCGGGGGAUCCUGGAAUCGGCGGGGAGGUGGGGAUUCUGGGAGGAAAGCUCCAUUUCCUCCUUCCCACCGGCCUCGCCCCUCCACCGGCACCCCAAAUUUCCAUGUGCCGCCUCCCGGGGUGCUGAGCGAGGCGCGGCUGCCGCGGCGGGAGAAUGCUGGGCAUGUACGUGCCGGACAGGUUCUCCCUGAAGUCGUCCCGGGUGCAGGACGGGAUGGGGCUCUACACGGCCCGCAGAGUCACAAAGGGUGAAAAGUUUGGACCCUUUGCUGGAGAGAAGAGGAUGCCUGAAGACUUGGAUGAAAAUAUGGAUUACAGGUUGAUGUGGGAGGUUCGCGGGAGUAAGGGGGAAGUUCUGUACAUUUUGGACGCUACCAACCCACGGCACUCCAACUGGCUUCGCUUCGUUCACGAGGCACCGUCACAGGAGCAGAAGAACUUGGCUGCCAUUCAGGAAGGAGAAAACAUUUUCUAUUUGGCAAUUGAAGACAUAGAAACAGAUACCGAGCUGCUGAUUGGCUACCUGGACAGUGACAUGGAGGCCGAGGAGGAAGAGCAGCCGUCCAUGACCGAGCUCCCAGACGGGGAAGAUUACUUCGGCUGUGCUGAGGACUAUGCCUGUCCCCAGUGUGAGUGCAGCUUCACCAGCCAGGACAUCCUUGCCGAGCACCUUCAGACACUCCACCAGACACCCACCGAGGAGAAGGAGUUCAAGUGCAGGCACUGUGGAAAGGACUUCCCCGUGAAGCAGGCUUUGCAGAGACAUGUUCUUCAAUGUCCAGCGAAAAGCAGUCUGAAGGAUACUUCGCGAGGUUUUCAGUGCUCUGUUUGCAAUUCCCCCUUCAGUUCGGCAUCCAGUUGCGAGCAGCACCAGGAGACUUGCCGGAGCAAAGCCCGGUUUGUGUGCAAGGCUGACAGCUGCGGGAAGAGGCUGAAGAGUAAAGAUGCCCUGAGAAGACACCAGGAAAACGUCCAUGCGGGAGACCCUAAGAAAAAGCUCAUAUGUUCAGUGUGCAAUAAAAAGUGUUCUUCAGCAUCAAGCUUACAGGAACAUAGAAAGAUUCACGAGAUAUUCGAUUGUCAAGAAUGUAUGAAGAAAUUUAUUUCAGCUAAUCAACUAAAACGUCACAUGAUCACCCACUCAGAGAAACGACCCUAUAAUUGUGAGAUUUGUAAUAAAUCUUUCAAGAGGCUUGAUCAAGUGGGUGCCCACAAAGUCAUACACAGUGAAGACAAACCUUACAAAUGCAAGCUUUGUGGAAAGGGAUUUGCCCACAGAAAUGUUUACAAGAAUCACAAGAAGACGCACUCUGAAGAGAGGCCGUUCCAGUGUGAGGAGUGUAAAGCUCUGUUCCGGACCCCGUUCUCCUUGCAGAGACACCUGCUCAUCCACAACAGUGAGAGGACUUUCAAGUGUCCUCACUGCGAUGCUACCUUUAAAAGGAAGGAUACCUUAAACGUUCAUGUCCAGGUGGUCCACGAGAGACACAAGAAAUACAGGUGUGAGCUGUGCAAUAAGGCGUUUGUUACACCUUCAGUGCUUAGAAGUCAUAAGAAAACACAUACAGGAGAAAAGGAGAAAAUCUGCCCAUACUGUGGUCAGAAAUUCGCCAGCAGUGGGACGCUACGAGUUCACAUCCGGAGUCACACAGGUGAGCGUCCUUAUCAGUGCCCUUACUGUGACAAAGGAUUCAGCAAAAAUGACGGACUGAAAAUGCACAUUCGGACUCACACCAGGGAGAAGCCAUACAAGUGCUCUGAGUGCACCAAGGCCUUCAGCCAGAAGCGCGGCCUGGACGAGCACAAGAGGACGCACACGGGAGAGAAGCCGUUCCAGUGCGACGUGUGUGACUUGGCUUUUAGCCUGAAGAAAAUGCUGAUCCGACACAAGAUGACUCACAACCCCAAUCGUCCGCUGGCAGAGUGCCAGUUCUGCCACAAGAAGUUCACCAGGAACGACUACCUCAAAGUGCACGUGGACAACAUCCACGGGGAUGCCGGCAGCUGAGGCGGCCGCAGGGCGCGGCCGUGGGAAGGGCCCCGGUGGGAAGCCCAGAUUUCUGACACCUGAUGAGUACAGCAGAGGUUGCCAGCGCCAUUCACUGGUCUCAGUUCUUUUCUGCCUACCUUUAGAGUCUGUGGAUACAUGUGCAGAAAGAAAAAACAGUCCUACUUUCCCCAAGAAAUGGUACAAAUGGAAAAAAAAUUAACUUUGUAGCCUUGCAAAAUCCUACUUGUGCUCUGCCUUACAAAAAUGGAGAAUCAUUUCUCUCCUUGGCCAUCUCCUGUACUGAAGUUCAUUAACAUACUCCCUGUAGGCCUUUUAUUUUACUGUUACCAUGAGUGUGUGUGUGUGUGUGCACGUGGGUGCAUGUGUGUUUGUGUGUGUGCACGUGUGUGCGUGCUGCUUACUGUGGCCGGUUAUUACUCAUUUAGCCAUAAAGAAAUGAAAACUCACUGCACAUAAGGACAGGGGCAAGAGUUUUCGAAGUCCCAAGCCUAACAGGAUAAGACCUGCUAUUUUGUGAAACAAACCAAAAGUUGAUCUUAUUUAACAGCUCCCUACAACAGGUCAGUUUAAAAUAAAGCGGUAUUUAAGAACGAAAGCACCGAUGAAUAUACUGCUUUUUGGACAAUCCUUCGGAGACAUUACUUGUUCUCAUCACUGGGAUACAGACGUUCACGGUCUGUAAAGUUUUCUAAGAUCUACACAAAAGUGAUCAUAACACUUAAACAUUUACCAGGUUGAGGCUCCUGAGUUAACACUAGUUACCUUUAGAAAUCUACCACAUACAGACAUAUAACUAAACAAAGCAGAGCGGGUUGUCCAUGUCUGUGACAUGUCCAUGACAGUGGCAGCCAGUGGUGACAUUACCGUGUCAGCUGUGAUGAACCCAGCCCUUCCCCUCUCAUUCCACAAAGUGCACAGGACAUGUUGGUGCAGACAUAAUGCAGCCCUCAGAGCAGUAACGUUCUGGUGUGCUUACGAGUCUCCAGAAUCUCGGCAGUCGCUGAUACUGAAACACUUUCAAAUCACCCUCCAUCGUCCUGCAUAAGUAGGAAUCCAGAAUAAAAGGUACAAAGCUGCCAACUGUUCGCAUGGAAAUGAUCACUGAUACUUAAGGGAAAAUGAAGCAAGAAGCAUAGUUUCUUCCUUUACGUUACAUUUCAAUAAAAUACUUGAGAGCAGCAUACAGUGAACAGCUUGUUUUUGGAGAAGAUACGAGAAAAUGUGACAGUGUUGUCAACUAGCACAGAGGAAUCCAAAACCAGAAAGAAAUGAAAAUGAAGCCCCCAAAGUGAGCCAUUCUAUUCGGAGCCCACUGCAAGGAGAGGAAGAGUAAUGCUGAGAAGGCACUCGGUUCUAAUGAUUCAGGGAGGAAGGGGAUGUGAAGACAUAGUUCUUUGAAGUCAGGAAUCUAGUUUUAGACUUCUAUUCAUGCUCAGUUCCAGUUUGCUUUUUUUUUUUUAAAUAUUCAAUAUAGAUUUUUAAACUUGUAAAAAGACUAAAUUUGAAACUCACCAGAGAUAACUUUAAAAAAUAUAAAUCCUCAGAUUAUAAUUUAGAAGCUGUCUAAAUGUGGUUCUAUGUAGCAUUUUGUAUCUGAAAUUACAGACUGUAUUUUAUAAGAAUAGACUUUGGUCCUGUUUCUCACUGUCAUUUGUUUCAACAGUGUAUUUUUAGAUCCAAAGUGUUUUUAAUUUAACACAACAGUGUGCCUACUGUCACUGGAAUAUAAAAGAACAGCUGUACGA
Molecule: messenger RNA, 3852 nt
Organism: Rhinolophus ferrumequinum (greater horseshoe bat)
Lineage: Eukaryota; Metazoa; Chordata; Mammalia; Chiroptera; Rhinolophidae
Gene: PRDM5
Product: PR/SET domain 5
Exons: 16
Coding region: 251-2104 (617 amino acids)
Molecular function (GO): transcription cis-regulatory region binding; protein binding
Source: RefSeq, a predicted model, not a curated record